Messenger RNA from Pteropus alecto (black flying fox), 825 nucleotides. RefSeq names its product polyadenylate-binding protein 1-like 2. Gene Ontology annotation, cellular component: cytosol; ribonucleoprotein complex; nucleus. Lineage: Eukaryota; Metazoa; Chordata; Mammalia; Chiroptera; Pteropodidae. Gene Ontology annotation, molecular function: mRNA 3'-UTR binding; poly(U) RNA binding; poly(A) binding. The record is from RefSeq and is a predicted model, not a curated record. The transcript has a single exon. Bases 22 to 624 code for a protein of 200 amino acids.
CAGGGAACCCCAGACUUUCCCAUGGCCUCGCUGUACGUGGGCGACCUGCACCCGGAGGUGACUGAGGCGAUGCUGUACGAGAAGUUCAGCCCGGCGGGGCCCAUCCUGUCCAUCCGCAUCUGCAGAGACAAGAUCACGCGCCGCUCCUUGGGCUACGCGUACGUCAACUACCAGCAACCGAUGGACGCCAAGCGGGCCCUGGAGACCCUGAACUUCGACGUCAUCAAGGGCAGGCCGGUGCGCAUCAUGUGGUCCCAGAGGGACCCGUCGCUGCGCAAGAGCGGCGUGGGCAACGUCUUCAUCAAGAACCUGGGCAAGAGCAUCGACAACAAGGCGCUGUACAACAUCUUCUCGGCGUUCGGCAACAUCCUGUCCUGCAAAGUGGCCUGCGACGAGAAGGGGCCCAAGGGCUACGGCUUCGUGCACUUCCAGAAACAGGAGUCGGCCGAGCGCGCCAUCAACGCCAUGAACGGCAUGUUCCUGAACUACCGCAAAAUUUUCGUGGGCAGAUUCAAGUCGCACAAAGAGCGCGAGGCCGAGAGGGGCGCCUGGGCCAGGCAGUCCACCAGCGGCGACGUCAAGGGCUUCCAGGAGAACAGCGACGACGGGGCCACCUUGCGAUGAGCGCGCCCCAGGAGCGAGCCAGCCAGCAGAGCCAUGUAAACGUGGCUCCCACCCGGUUUACAACCCCCCCUUUCGGCCCCCCUAGCCCACCAGCGGCGUAUUGUACUGGGAGCGCGGGUCCCCCUCUCUCCGCCUGCCCGCGUCUCUCUCCUUCUCUCCCGCCCCGCUCAUCCCGCUCCGUCCGCGGCCCUCCGCUGCCCG